Messenger RNA from Adineta steineri, 1902 nucleotides. The record is from the annotation of a GenBank genome assembly. Lineage: Eukaryota; Metazoa; Rotifera; Eurotatoria; Adinetida; Adinetidae.
AUGAAAUUUGAAUUUUUACCAAAUGAAAUAUUAUUUCAAUGUUUUCAAUAUCUCAAUAUACCAGAUGUAUUUUAUUCAUUUGAUCAAUUAAAUCUUCGUUUUUCUAAACUUAUUCGAGAUACUUCAUUAUAUUUAAAUUUUUCUCAAAUGAAAAAAUCUUUAUUCAAUCAUUUUUGUCGAAUCAUUCUAUUAAAUCCUGAAAUAAAACAAAAAAUUAUCUAUUUACAAUUAUCAAAUGAUGGAACAAAUGGUCAAAUUGAAAAAUUUCUUUCCUUAUUUUCAUUAAAUACAUUUCUUAAUCUUCGAUCAUUAUCUUUAAUUGAUUUAAAGGAAAAUAAUAUUAAACAAUUAUUAUCGAUAUUACCAUUUUUAUCUAAUUUAUAUUCUUUUUCAUUUACUGGUACAAAUAUUGAAACAUUAAAAAUAAUAUCCUCAAUAUCAAAAUCAAAGUUACGAAUAUUAACAGUACCUCGUUUGGAUUUUGAAUCAAUAUCUAUUAAUCAAACAAUAGGAAUAACAUCAUUGACCAUAACUGAAUCUAAGAUCGAUAAUUUUCAGUUAUUUAAAUUAUUUGAAUAUGCACCAAUGUUAAAAUAUUUAAAUAUUCAAACAUUAGUAAAUUCAGAGAUGAAUAACUACAAGGAAUUGAAAAAAAAUGCUAAUUAUUUAAAAGAAUUUAUUAUAAAUGAUUGUAAAGUUAUAUUUGGACAUCUUAUAUUAUUAUUAAAAUAUACGCCAAAUUUAAAAAUAUUUUCAAUAUUUAUUAUGAGUGAUAUCUAUAUGUCUGAUGGUAUUCAUUGGCAAAAACUUAUUGAAUCUUCAUUAAAAUAUUUGACUAUUUUCAAAUUCUAUUUUCAAGAGAAGAAAUCUGAAGAUCUAAUGGAAAAAUUGAACAAAUUUCAACAAUUUCAAAAUGAUUUUUGGCAUAAACAACAUCAAUGGUAUACUAAUUUAGAAAUUUAUACUCAUACUUCAACAAUUUCUACAAUUCCAUAUGAAAAAGAUAAUUAUGAAUUAACAUGUAAUACGAAUAAACAUGGUUAUCUAUGGAAGAAAAAUUCGAAUGUAUUUGAUAAUGUUAAAACAUUAACUUUAACACCAAGACUAGUUGCAACGAAUUGGAAAUGUUAUUUCAAAAAUGUUGAAUCAUUAAUAUUAAAACGUCAUUCAGAUGAAAGCUAUGAUAACGAUAAAGAUAAAAAAAAUAUAAUAUCAACAGAAAUCAAAUUAUUUCGUACAAUUAUUAAUUUAUCAAAUAUCAAACAUUUAACAAUUGAUGGACAAUUUUAUUUGACUUCAUCAUUAUUGCUAGAUUUAUUAAAAGAAUUACCGAAUGUUUCAUCACUAAAAAUCGAUGAACAUCAGUUGAUGAAGAUUUUCGAUACUAUUGAAUUACGUAAUUAUUUAAAUAAAAAUAUUAAAAAAUUAGAGAUUUUUUCUCCUACAUGUUUCGAUGAAAGACUAUUUUUAAAUAAAAUUAAUCUAUUAUUUUCUCAAGUAUUUCCAAAUAUCGAACAAUUUACAUGUGAUUAUAUGAAACAGGUUGAUGAUUUAUUAGUAAUAUUAAAAGAAUGUUCAAAAUUAUCAGUAAUAAAGUGCAAAGCGAUUAGUAAAUCUGUAAAUUCAUGGAUUCAAAUUAAUGCAUCAAAAUUAGAUGUAUAUCUUGAUUUUAAAGAAGUUGAUGAUGAAACUGAUGACGAUGAAUAUGACUAUGACGAUGAUGAAGAUGAAUCUGAUUAUGAUGAUGAUGAUGAUGAAGAUGAAUCUGACUAUGACGAUGAAGAUGAAUCUGAUUAUGAUGAUGAUGAUGAUGAAGAUGAAUCUGACUAUGACGAUGAAGAUGAUUAUGACUAUGAUGAAGAACAAAAACGACGAAGUUUAUUAAAUGGAGAUUUAAUCUGA